Molecule: messenger RNA, 1044 nt
Organism: Penicillium angulare
Lineage: Eukaryota; Fungi; Ascomycota; Eurotiomycetes; Eurotiales; Aspergillaceae
Product: 2-hydroxyacid dehydrogenase
Exons: 1
Coding region: 1-1044 (347 amino acids)
Molecular function (GO): D-lactate dehydrogenase (NAD+) activity; NAD binding
Source: RefSeq, a predicted model, not a curated record
AUGAAGCUAGCCGUGUUCAGCGCGAAAUCCUACGAUCGCAUAUACCUAGAAGAGGUACGGGCCGCUCAAUUCGCAGAGCGGUGUAACAUAGAGUAUCACGCAUUUGCGCUAUCCGAAGAAACCGUCCCUCUAGCACACGACUGCGAUGCCGUCUGCGUCUUUGUCAACGACACGCUGGACGGACGUGUUCUCCGUGCCCUCCAUUCAAACGGCGUUCGAGCCAUUCUCCUCCGUUGCGCAGGUUACAAUCACGUCGAUCUAGCGACUGCCGAAGAACUAGGCCUCUUCGUCGCGAAUGUACCUGCCUAUUCACCCGAAGCGGUAGCCGAGUUUGCGAUCGCGUUAGUCCAAACCUUGAAUCGCAAGACGCAUCGCGCCUAUAACCGCGUCCGGGAAGGAAACUUCAAUAUCGAAGGUCUCCUCGGAACGACAUUACAUGGUCAGACAGUUGGGAUCGUGGGCGUUGGACGAAUCGGGCUUGCAACAGCUCGGAUCUUCCAUGGAUUUGGCUGUCGUCUUUUAGCCUAUGAUCCUUUUGCUGGAGACGAGUUCCGACAAUACGGCACGCUAGUAGACCUGGAUACCUUGUUACAGGAGAGCCACAUAGUGAGUUUGCAUUGUCCUUUGACAGAGGGCACCCGUCAUCUCAUCAAUGAAACCACUCUACGAAAAAUGCGACCCGGGGCGAUGUUAGUCAACACGUCUCGCGGAGGAUUAAUUGAUACGUCUUCCGUGAUUCAUGCACUGAAGACACGGCACUUGGGUGGGAUCGCGAUGGAUGUCUAUGAAGCCGAGGGAGAGUUAUUCUACAAUGAUCACUCUGGAGAGAUUAUUGAUGAUGAUGUUUUGAUGCGUCUGAUGACCUUCCCCAAUGUUCUGAUAUGUGGACACCAGGGCUUCUUCACGCGCGAGGCACUGACGGAAAUUGCUGGUGUUACUUUGUCGAAUUUAUCGGCUUUCAUGGAUGGUGUUUCUUGUCCAAACUCUCUAGUUACCGAGGGCCAUAUCUUGGUUCGCAAGGAUACAGCUCCCGUGCGGUUGUAA